CAAACCGUUGCUAACGUUAGCUCAUUGAAAACGUUUCUAACGUGUACUGAUGUGUCAGUUUUAAUAGAGAGUUGUUUUGUCUUAUCUCAGAUUAAUAUUUUAUCACUUAACGAUGAGUUCAGUCCAGAAUCUGAGAGAGUUGAUCAACCAGCGACUAACUGCUGCUGCUGAAGAAAUAUUCACAGAGUUUGAGAAAACCAUCGUCCAGUACGAGGAGGAGAUCGAUCGUCAGCGCAGACUGCUGGAUAACAUCUGGAAACCUGAGAUAAAGUUACACACAACAGACCUUCUGCAGCAACAUGUCCAGGAGGAGAAUGUUCUUGCUGAGCAGAAUCUCUGCAACCAGGAGAGGAACUCCAGUGUGGACCAGGGUGAUCCAGAUUCUUCACAGAUGAAAGAAGAACAGGAGGAACUGUGCACCAGUGGGGAGGGAGAGCAUCUUGCACUGAUGCAAGAGGCUGAUACACUGGUUCAUUGUAAAUCCAACUGUGUAGAAAUAUCCAGAGAAAUUUCUGGAGUGUCUGAUAAACCAGUCGGCCAGUUGGAUGAAGAGAUUGAUUAUCAGCCCAGGCUGCUGGAUCCCUUCUGGAAACCACAAAUAAUAUUACACAGAAUUGAUCACCCACAUCAAGAUGUCUGGAAAGAGAGGAAUGGUCUUGCUCAGCAGCAGCUCCGUAACCAGGAGAAGAAGUUUUGUCUGGAGCAGGAGGACCCAACGCCUCCACAGAUUAAAGAGGAAGAGGAGAAAUUCAUCACUUGUUUGGACCAGAAAGACCCAGAGACUCCACAGAUUAAAGAGGAAGUGACGGAAUUCUGCACCAGCCUGGACCAGAAAGACCCAGAACCUUCACAGAUUAAAGAGGAACCGGAGGAACUCUGUACCAGUCAGCAGAAAGAGCAGAUUGUACUGAAUCAAGCUACUGAUACCUUUCUGUUGACUUCAACUGAUAAGGACGGAAGGAGGAAUGGUCUUGCUCAUCAGCAGCUCCAUAACCAGGAGAAGAAAUUUAAUCUGAAUCAGGAGGACCCAACGCCUCCACAGAUUAAAGAGGAAGAGGAGAAAUUCAACACUUGUCUGCACCAGAACGACCCAGAGACUCCACAGAUUAAAGAGGAACCGGAGGAACUCUGUACCAGUCAGCAGAAAGAGCAGAUUGUACUGAAUCAAGCUACUGAUACCUUUCUAUUGACUUCAGCUGAUGAGGACGGUGAUCACAGUGAACUAGAACCAAACAGGGACCAGCUCCUCUCUUCCAAUUCACCAGUAGCUGAGAGCCCACAUCAGGAGGGAAGUAAGCAUGUAGACUCAGGGUCAACUAGAAAUGCAGUGCUGAAGCCAAACAAGAGUCAUAACAGAGAGAGCAGUCAGAGUAACAAUGUAGACAAGUCUUCAUUGUCAGGAAGUCACUGUGAUACAGACACAGGUAGAAAGUCUUUAAAAUGUGAUGUUUGUGGAAAGACCUUUAAGAAUAAGUACCAAAUGAAGAAACAUCACCAAAUCCACAACAGUGUAAAACCAAGUGCUGACAAUGCAUGCAGAAAAAUAUGUAAUUUACGCUCUGACCUGAAAGUCCAUAUGAUAAUUGACAAAGGUGACCAACGGUUUUCUUGUGAAACAUGUGGGAAACGUUUCAGCAAAAAUAGUCAUCUGAAAGUCCACAUGAGAGCUCACACAGGUGACAAGCCAUAUUCUUGUGAGACGUGUGGCAAAAGUUUCUUUCAGAAUACAACCUUGUUGUUCCACAUGACAACUCACAACAGUGAGAAAGCAUUUUGCUGUAACAGAUGUGGGAAAAAAUUCAACAGAAGUGAUGUUCUAUAUGUCCACAUGAGAACUCACACAGGUGAGAGGCCGUAUUCUUGUAAAACCUGCGGAAAAAGUUUCAGUCACAAAAGAUGUCUGACUAGCCACAUGAGAACUCAUACUGGUGAAAAGCCAUAUUCUUGUGACAGAUGUGGGAAAAGGUUCAGUGAACGUAGUCAUCUGACUGAGCACAUGAGAACUCACACAGGUGAGAGGCCAUAUUCUUGUAAAGCCUGUGGUAAAAGUUUCAGUCAAAGAAGUAGUCUGACUAAACACAUGAGAACUCACACAGGUGAAAGGCCAUAUUCUUGUGACAGAUGUGGGAAAAGGUUCAGUGAACGUAGUAAUCUGACUGAGCACAUAAGAAUUCACACAGGUGAGAGGCCAUAUUCUUGUAAAGCCUGUGGUAAAAGUUUCAGUCACAGUAGUAGUCUGAUUAAUCACAUGAGAACUCACACAGGUGAGAAGCCGUGUUCUUGUAAAACCUGUGGACAAAGUUUCCGUCACAACAGUAAUCUGACUAGCCACAUGAGAACUCAUACAGGUGAAAAGCCAUAUUCUUGUGACAGAUGUGGGAAAAGGUUCAGUGAACGUAGUAAUCUGACUGAGCACACGAGAACUCACACAGGUGAGAAGCCAUAUUCUUGUAAAGCCUGUGGUAAAAGUUUCAGUCACAGUAGUCGUCUGACUACCCACAUGAGAACUCAUACAGGUGAGAGGCCAUAUUCUUGUGACAGAUGUGGGAAAAGGUUCAGUGAACGUAGUAAUCUGACUGAGCACAUGAGAACUCACACAGGUGAGAGGCCAUAUUCUUGUCAAGCCUGUGGUAAAAGUUUCAGUUACAGUAGUAAUCUGACUAAACACAUGAGAACUCACACAGGUGAGAAGCCAUAUUCUUGUAAAACCUGUGGAAAAAGUUUCCGUCACAGUGGUCAUCUGACUAGACACAUGAGAACUCACACAGGUGAGACGCUGUAUGGUUCCUGGACGAAAGGUGGCUCUGACCUGAUGCUGCUGCAACUGGAUGGGGGUGUCAUCCCUCUCUGGAAGAGCAGUGAAGGUGUGGGCCUGUCUGUUGCGUUGGUCAAAACGAGCAAAGACCUGGUUCAGAGUGUCCGCAUAGACCUUCUGCAGCAACAUGUCCAGGAGCAGAAUGUUCUUCCUGAGCAGAAUCUCUGCAACCACGAGAGGAACUCCAGUGUGGACCAGGGUGAUCCAGAUUCUUCACAGAUGAAAGAGGAACAGGAGGAACUGUGCACCAGUGGGGAGGGAGAGCAUCUUGCACUGAUGCAAGAGGCUAACACACUGGUUCAGUGUAAAUCCAACUGUGGAGAAAUAUCCAGAGAAAUAUUUCUUGUGUCUGAUAAACCAGUCAGCAAGUUGGAUGAAGAGAUUGAUUAUCAGCCCAGGCUGCUGGAUCCCUUCUGGAAACCACGAAUAAGAUUACACAGAAUUGAGGUGCAUGACUUUAUAUUGCUGUUGAGGAUGAGCCAAUGUGAGGAACAAUAUCACCCACAUCAAGAUAUCUGGAAAGAGGGGAAUGGUCUUGCUCAUCAGCAGCUCCAUAACCAGGAGAAUAAAUUUAAUCUGAAUCAGGAGGACCCAACGCCUCCACAGAUUAAAGAGGAAGAGGAGAAAUUCAACACUUGUCUGCACCAGAACGACCCAGAGACUCCACAGAUUAAAGAGGAACCGGAGGAACUCUGUACCAGUCAGCAGAAAGAGCAGAUUAGAGUUGUUUUGCCGUGUCUCGGAUUAAUAUUUUAUCACUUAAAGAUGAGUUCAGUCCAGAAUCUGAGAGAGUUGAUCAACCAGCGACUAACUGCUGCUGCUGAAGAAAUAUUCACAGAGUUUGAGAAAACCAUCGUCCAGUACGAGGAGGAGAUCGAUCGUCAGCGCAGACUGCUGGAUAACAUCUGGAAACCUGAGAUAAAGUUACACACAACAGACCUUCUGCAGCAACAUGUCCAGGAGGAGAAUGUUCUUGCUGAGCAGAAUCUCUGCAACCAGGAGAGGAACUCCAAUGUGGACCAGGAUGAUCCAGAUUCUUCACAGAUGAAAGAGGAACAGGAGGAACUGUGCACCAGUGGGGAGGGAGAGCAUCUUGCACUGAUGCAAGAGGCUGAUACACUGGUUCAGUGUAAAUCCAACUGUGUAGAAAUAUCCAGAGAAAUUUCUGGAGUGUCUGAUAAACCAGUCGGCCAGUUGGAUGAAGAGAUUGAUUAUCAGCCCAGGCUGCUGGAUCCCUUCUGGAAACCACGAAUAAUAUUACACAGAAUUGAUCACCCACAUCAAGAUGUCUGGAAAGAGAGGAAUGGUCUUGCUCAUCAGCAGCUCCGUAACCAGGAGAAGAAGUUUCGUCUGGAGCAGGAGGACCCAGAGAUUCCACAGAUUAAAGAGGAAGUGACUGAAUUCUGCACCAGCCUGGACCAGAAAGACCCAGAACCGUCACAGAUUAAAGAGGAACCAGAGGAAGUCUGUACCAGUCAGCAGAAAGAGCAGAUUGUACUGAAUCAAGCUACUGAUACCUUUCUAUUGACUUCAGCUGAUAAGGACGGUGACCACAGUGAACUAGAACCAAACAGGGACCAGCUCCUCUCUUACAAUUCACCAGUAGCUGAGAGCCCACAUCAGGAGGGAAGUAAGCAUGUAGACUCAGGGUCAACUAGAAAUGCAGUGCUGAAGCCAAAGAAGAGUCAUAACAGAGAGAGCAGUCACAGUAACAAUGUAGACAAGUCUUCAUUGUCAGGAAGUCACUGUGAUACAGACACAGGUAGAAAGUCUUUCAAAUGUGAUGUUUGUGGAAAGACCUUUAAGAAUAAGUACCAAAUGAAGAAACAUCACCAAAUCCACAACAGUGCAAAACCAAGUGCUUACAAUGCAUGCAGAAAAAAAUGUAAUUUACGCACUGACCUGAAAGUCCAUAUGAUAAUUGACAAAGGUGACAAACGGUUUUCUUGUGAAACAUGUGGGAAACGUUUCAGCAAAAAUAGUCAUCUGAAAGUCCACAUGAGAGCUCACACAGGUGACAAGCCAUAUUCUUGUGAGACGUGUGGCAAAAGUUUCUUUCAGAAUACAACCUUGUUGUUCCACAUGACAACUCACAACAGUGAGAAAGCGUUUUGCUGUGACAGAUGUGGGAAAAAAUUCAACAGAAGUGAUGUUCUAUAUGUCCACAUGAGAACUCACACAGGUGAGAAGCCGUAUUCUUGUAAAACCUGCGGACAAAGUUUCAGUCACAAAAGAUUUCUGACUAGCCACAUGAGAACUCAUACAGGUGAAAAGCCAUAUUCUUGUGACAGAUGUGGGAAAAGGUUCAGUGAACGUUGUAAUCUGACUGAGCACACGAGAACUCACACAGGUGAGAGGCCGUAUUCUUGUAAAACCUGCGGACAAAGUUUCAGUCACAAAAGAUGUCUGACUAGCCACAUGAGAACUCAUACAGGUGAAAAGCCAUAUUUUUGUGACAGAUGUGGGAAAAGGUUCAGUGAACAUAGUAAUCUGACUGUCCACAUGAGAACUCACACAGGUGAGAGGCCAUAUUCUUGUCAAGCAUGUGGUAAAAGUUUCAGUCACAGUAGUAGUCUGACUAAACACAUGAGAACUCACACAGGUAAGAAGCCAUAUUCUUGUCAAGCCUGUGGUAAAAGUUUCAGUUACAGUAGUAAUGUGACUAAACACAUGAGAACUCACACAGGUGAGAAGCCAUAUUCUUGUAAAACCUGUGGAAAAAGUUUCCGUCACAGUGGUCAUCUGACUAGACACAUGAGAACUCACACAGGUGAGACGCUGUAGUCCUGUAGUCAAUCCAAGAUUUAGGACGAAAUUAAUGGAACGUAUUUGUGUAAAAAUGGUCAAUUUAUCAAACAAUCUAGACACGGAAUCAAAAGAAUGUAAAUCACACGCAAGAUUCUAUUAUUGAAUCUCACUCUUCAAUCAUAGAACAAUUCAGAUACAUUAAGUGCAGUAGAAAGUACAAUAUUUUCCUCUGAAAUGCAGUGGAAUGGACAAAUAAGAGAAGAACUUUAAAAAUGCACUUAAUGGUCCACAGCAGUAAAUGUACUGAGUAACUUUACACCCCUAGUGAUUGCAGUUUGUAUGUUGUUUUGUUGUUUUCAGUGGUUCCUGGACGAAAGUGGGACUCUGUCUCAUUGGUAAUUACAAUCUUUCAUUGUUUAAUACCUUUUGGUCACUUGAUGUAUUUCCUUCCAGUGGUAAGUAAGUCAUUGCAUUUACCCAAAUAAUGUAUUUCAAUACAAAUUUGACUUUAGUGGAUCAGUUUCUACAACUUUAUAUUUCCACUUUAUUACAGUUCAGAGUUACUGGAACAAAAUUCAAAUGUGUGCCAUCAUUUUUAGAAUUAGAGCAUUCUUUUUUGACUAGACCUGCAGAUAUCACAAAAUAUUUGAGUAUUUUAAAAACAAAGUAGAAAAUUUAAAGAAGAACAUGAUUUCAAACCCAAAAAGUAAUUUAGGAUAUAGUACGAUUAAAAAUAAUAUUAUGAAUAAUAAAUCAUGCUCAUUUAGUUUUGAUAGAGUGAGUGUAACGGUAGUAAAUAAUGCGUUAAAAUUAAUUAUGCAUGUAAAAAGAAGAGUACAUUAUUCCCUUAUAAAAUUUAUUAGAAAAAUUAUGAUCACAAAAGCACCAGAAAUACUCUAUAAUAAACUCACUUUUUUCAGGGAUGUUCACCAGUAUUCAACAUGUCAAGCAGAUGAGGGGAGUUUUUUUCUACCUGCCUGUAGAACCAAUCAGUCACAGAAGACGGUGCGCUACAGGGCAAUGGUGGCAUGGAACUCACUACCACAGUUCUUGAACUUACAGUUAUAUGUGAGCACCUUUUGCAAAAGGUUGAGAUUAUUUCUACUGACUCAAGAAUAAUCAGAAAAUGGGUAUUCAGAUUAUGUAAUUAAAUGCUACAUUAGCUAUUUUUGCUUGUUAUUGUUUGAAUAAGCAUGUCUGUAAGACCUGAAUUUUUAGAUGUUAGAGCUACCUGAGAUUUCUUUAUGUCAUUUUAAUGUGUGAAUUAUUUAAUUUUUGUUUGACUGUUGUUUUGUUGUUAUUUUUAUUUGUCAAAGUAUGUAAUGUCUGGUUGUAUGUGCAUCCUGUUUUUGUCUGCCUGUCAUGGCGCAACUGUGUUUGUGUGGAGAAGUUUAGACCCCAGGAAGAAUAGCUUCUGUCUGUAUGGUAGCUAAUGGGGAUCUAAGUAAAUAAACAAUAAAACAGUUCA
This is a messenger RNA of Amphiprion ocellaris (clown anemonefish), 7031 nucleotides long. RefSeq lists its product as uncharacterized. NCBI's taxonomy places the organism in Eukaryota, Metazoa, Chordata, Actinopteri, Pomacentridae. Gene Ontology annotation, biological process: regulation of transcription by RNA polymerase II. Gene Ontology annotation, molecular function: DNA-binding transcription factor activity, RNA polymerase II-specific; RNA polymerase II cis-regulatory region sequence-specific DNA binding. The transcript has 12 exons. The record is from RefSeq and is a predicted model, not a curated record. Bases 113 to 5599 code for a protein of 1828 amino acids.